CUGGUUUGGCGGCGGUGGUUAUCCCAAGUGCCCCGCCUCCCUACUCUGUGCUUGACAGCCGGGGCUGCAGCCAUGGCAGAUGAGAUCAGAAAGGCUCAGUGUGCCCAGCCUGGGGGAGACACCAUCUUCGGGAAGAUCAUCCGCAAAGAGAUUCCGGCCAACAUCUUCUAUGAGGAUGAGCAAUGUAUCGCCUUCCAUGAUGUCUCUCCACAAGCUCCAGUACAUUUCCUAGUGGUGCCUAAGAAGCAUAUUAGCCGUUUAUCUGAAGCGGAUCCUGCUGAUGAAGCUCUACUAGGACAUCUGAUGAUUGUUGGCAAGAAUUGUGCUGCCGAUCUGGGCUUGGCGAAAGGCUUUCGGCUGGUCCUCAAUGAUGGAGCAGAUGGUGGCCAGUCUGUGUACCACAUUCACCUGCAUGUUCUUGGCGGACGUCAGCUGGGCUGGCCUCCAGGCUAA
This is a messenger RNA of Staurois parvus, 453 nucleotides long. The record is from the annotation of a GenBank genome assembly. Lineage: Eukaryota; Metazoa; Chordata; Amphibia; Anura; Ranidae.